Leptinotarsa decemlineata (Colorado potato beetle) is the source of this 4232-nucleotide messenger RNA. Its product is annotated as T-box transcription factor bifid. Gene Ontology annotation, molecular function: RNA polymerase II cis-regulatory region sequence-specific DNA binding; DNA-binding transcription factor activity, RNA polymerase II-specific. Gene Ontology annotation, cellular component: chromatin; nucleus. The record is from RefSeq and is a predicted model, not a curated record. Gene Ontology annotation, biological process: cell fate specification; regulation of transcription by RNA polymerase II; positive regulation of DNA-templated transcription. Lineage: Eukaryota; Metazoa; Arthropoda; Insecta; Coleoptera; Chrysomelidae.
AAUAGAAUAAAUUACACGGUUAAAUUCGGAUGAUCCGCGCGAUCGAAAAUAUUCACCUACUGAAAUGUAGAGAAUGCAGAAAAUCCGCAAAUUACUCGCCUUCAAAGCUUCCAAGUUCAGCGCAUCAGAAAUACCAAGAAAAAACAUCACCCGCGGGGAAAAUGUCCCCUGAACGACAAACGACAAAACAAAAAAGACCCGACAACCGUGGUGGCGUCUGAAAAAGCCACAGCCACACCUCCAUAGGCAUAACCGAGAAACUCCUGCCCACCAGACGUGUGAAAUUGGAGGGGGAAAUGUCGCCCUGCGAUUGGCCUAAACGCCAACACUGACACCCGUCCGCCAAUAGCGUGGCGUUACCAUCAUUAACACAGCCAAGUGUUGCCGUUGUGGGGUUCGCUCUAUAGUCCUGUACUGUCUUUUCAUCGGUAUAGAGGUGUUACGGUUCACACUCACUCUUAACCCUAAUUUCACUGGGAUUUGGACUCUCCGUCGCGAGGCUGAAACUAGUGCGUGAAUUGUCAACUGACUGCCAAAUAGUGGACCGAUAGUGCUGUGAAAACAAGUGAAAAAGUGUUAGAACCAUGACAUCGCUCUUGUAAAUUCAGAAGACUAUGCUCCAAUUUUACAACAUUUUAAAAAUCAGAUAUUUAUGAUUCAUUUGAAGCGGUCGAAGAAUCUGUCGGAUUCUGCCGCUUUUCAGCCAAACAAAUGCGUUACGAAACAGGAAUAGACACCGUUCUAGACAAGGGAAAAAGUAAUAUGGCCUACCACCCCUUUCUGCAGCUUCCUAGACAGACAGACUUUAGCGUUUCCUCGCUGCUCACGGCCGCUAAUAAUAGUGCGAACUCCUCGGGCUCACCUGGAGGCCCGUCCUUCUUUCCGUCGGCGGCGUUGGCAGCGUUCGGGGCGCAGCAAAACCACCACGGGUGCUAUCCGGGAACUCUAAUCCCGAAAAUCAAUCACCCCCAUCCGCAUCAUGCCUUGACCGGUCACCCUUACACCACAGCUGAAGACGUCGUUUUGGCCGCGGUUGCCGCUCACAAUAACCACCACCCUGCCAUGAUGAGGCCUCUCAGGGCGAUACAACCCGAAGAAGACGGUGUAGUUGAUGAUCCUAAAGUGACUUUAGAGGGGAAGGACUUGUGGGAAAAGUUUCAUAAGUUGGGAACUGAGAUGGUGAUCACUAAGAGUGGCAGGCGCAUGUUUCCUGCUUACAAAGUCCGCGUUUCGGGCCUAGACAAAAAAUCCAAAUAUAUACUACUAAUGGACAUCGUGGCUGCUGAUGACUGUAGAUAUAAAUUCCAUAACAGUCGAUGGAUGGUAGCUGGCAAGGCGGAUCCUGAAAUGCCAAAAAGAAUGUACAUACAUCCUGACAGCCCGUCUACUGGGGAGCAGUGGAUGCAGAAGGUAGUGUCAUUCCACAAACUCAAGUUGACCAACAAUAUAUCGGACAAACAUGGAUUUUUGAAAGAAAAAGCUGUAGAUUUUCUGACGAUAUUGAAUUCAAUGCACAAAUACCAACCAAGGUUUCAUUUGGUGAGGGCGAAUGAUAUUCUCAAACUUCCCUACUCAACGUUUCGAACCUAUGUCUUCAAGGAAACCGAGUUCAUUGCCGUCACCGCUUAUCAAAAUGAAAAGAUCACCCAAUUAAAAAUUGACAACAAUCCAUUUGCGAAGGGGUUCAGGGAUACUGGAGCAGGAAAGAGGGAGAAAAAUUACAGGCAGGCUAUGCUGGCUCAAAGGCAUUCUGACGACAAGACUUCACAUCCGUUACCAGCUCGAAUGUCAGCUGAUAGCAGCACCGUCUCCAAAACCGACGAUUCUGAAUUAGACGUGGUCGGAACAGCGGAUAGUCCGAGACCGUCCCUGCAUUCAUCUACUCCUGUGGCAUCCUCUAUGAACCAUUCAGGAGCGGAAGAUGACUCGAUUCGCAGACGGCUCCAUGACGACUCUGGUUCCGAGAGCAGCUGCUCGGAGUCUCCUGGCAGUACCGCCUUCCGACCACGUCCUUCUUCUCCCAAAGAUCCUUCCGCCGGUCCUUCAAAUCCUUCUGGCGAAUACCCCUCCCCUAACAUAAGUGUUGGUCCUCCUAUUCACCCGCCGCCGCAUUUACUUCCCUACCUUUACCCACAUGGCAUGUAUCCAGGUGCAGCGGGGCACUCACCUUUUGGCCCUCCUCUGAGUCUCUUCACUGGUGCGCAUAACCCUGGAAUGAAUCCCAGUUUGCUCUUCAACGCGCAGCUAGCGCUUGCAGCUCAGCAUCCCGCACUAUUCUCCCAUUACCAAAACCUAGCUCAUCCAAAUCCUCACGGACACCACUUGUCGCCUACUUCUCCUCUGCACGGUCACCUCAAAGGGGGGCAUCGUUUCACUCCCUACACCCUCCCCAACUCCACGACGGGAGUAAGUUCGUCACCUCUGGGCAGUGCAUUCGAAACCGUCACACCCAGCUCUCACACAAGAAGCCUCAGUAAUUCCCCCUCGGGAAAAAUGAGGGCAAAUUCGCUCUCCCCGCCGAUGAGACCAAAUACGAGUUCACCAAAACCGGAAUCCGCGAGCUCGCCAAGUGAUCUGAAGAGUAUAGAAAAAAUGGUGAAUGGUCUCGACGUGAAACAGAGCGAGAGUUUGAGUGAUAAAUAGUGAUCUUAAGGAGCCAUACUGUUUUGUUCAACCGUACUUUAUAUAUUAAUUCGACGACUCUCAAUUAAUUAGAUUUCUUAAGAAAAAAAGGCUUUCCAAAGUUGAUCCUUCGAAGAAAUUCUGUGUUACCGAAGUUGAACGGAUUGCCAUGAAAUUAGACAAUGGAAAUUGACAAUUAGCUAAAAAAGGUCCUAUUUUUACCUAGGAUGAUUAUUUAAAAUAUUCCAUGGCGACCUGUUAAUAUUCCAAAUCAAUUAUCGAGUUUGGAAAUUUCUAUCGCGCAGUAUUUCCAUUCCUGAUGCAACAUACGGUGACUGACAUAGUGGACCUGUGAUAGACCCGUGAGGAGAUGUAACGCUGUUACCAGGGUAUUUCUGUUAUGUUGAGAGUCGGUAAACUUCAGGGUUUUCGCCAAUUCGAAACAUUUUUUCUGAUGAAUCACUUCGGAAUUAGCGAAGACUUUGUAUACGGGGUGUUUUUGCAAUAAAUAUGAAGCUCAUUAAUCAUGUUCCCUAAUCGAAUGGAAAUUUGUAAAAUAUAAAUUUGAGGAGUUAUAUAUUGCUCUAAAGGAUUUGAAUAUAUAAUUUCCACAAGUUAGUGUAAUACCGAGUCGAACUGCUUUUUCCUAAACUCAUCAAGUACAAAAACAAAAUAUGUGUAUUUGAAUCAAUGACUUAUUGAAUACCGCAGUUAUUUUUGAUUGAUUUUUAUUGGUGCUCCUAUUUUUAGUUCCAGGCACUAAAAGUUAUACCACAUUCUUCACGUUGUAUGGUAUGGAAGAGAUGCAUAUACAAAUCGCUUAUUGGAAAAAUCAUAACAAUUCAUUUUCCAAUUUAAAAUGAAAAUGAAGACAAAGAAUAGAUUUUAUAGUUUUGAAACUCUUUAAUCAACCAACGUAAUUUCGUUCAGUUUAUCUUGCAAGUCACACAACUCCUACAUUCUUGGGGAAUUUGUAUUACAAUAUUAUUCCAUAAAGCGGUGUAUAUUUCUCUCAAUGAAAACUCAUAGCUUAUAAACAGUAGCUGGUAUUUUAUAAUUUUUAGUGCCAUUAGAGUGAUUUUAUAGACUGUACUCUUUGAACGUACGAACCUAUACUUUGUUCCUUUUUUGGGUAUUUUAAAUUUGUAAAUAAUGCUUGUAAACUUAAGAGUGUACAUAACUGUUCUUGUGUUACAAAGAUAUGUAAAUUGUAUAUUAUCAUUCACUGUAUAUUAUAACUUUACAUGAGUUUAAUUGGUAAUUUAUUCCGAAAAUUUUACAUCCCAAUGAUCAUUAAAAGAUUAUUGAGAAAAAUACAGUCAAGCUCACUUGAUUUACAAAAAGUUGCAAUUUCUGUGGUGUAUCUACCAUUUUGUGUAAAUAGUUUGUUUAUUUCUGAAGAUUCUGUAUAAACGCUUUUAUGUUCACGUUGAGUAGUGCCAAUGAUAUUGAGGAAGAAAAGAGAAUAUUUAUUAUUUAUGUUGUACUUUAGUUUCAAAUUGUUCGUGUUGGUACUACUCAAACAAAAUAUUGAAAGUAGCAAAUGUCAAGUGUCUUGUGUAUAUGUCGUAUAAUUUAAGAAUAAAAAUAAUAUUCAUAUGAACAUUAAA